Suricata suricatta (meerkat) is the source of this 1459-nucleotide messenger RNA. It is a transcript of the gene BPHL, whose product is annotated as biphenyl hydrolase like. The record is from RefSeq and is a predicted model, not a curated record. NCBI's taxonomy places the organism in Eukaryota, Metazoa, Chordata, Mammalia, Carnivora, Herpestidae. Bases 198 to 983 code for a protein of 261 amino acids. The transcript is spliced from 8 exons.
GGCUCUGCGGCGGCUUCUUCUGUCCGUGCUGAAGCCACGGAACUGCGUCCCGCGUGCUGGGCCUGCAGCCGCAUUCGGUGCAGACAAGCAUUCCUGCUAAGAAUGCUCCUCCGGCCGGCUAGAGAACAUGAGAGGCCAUACUCCUAAAGGACUGCCUGGGGACCCCCGAGACCACCUCACCCUUAGGAGCACCGCCGAUGCCGCUGAAGGUCAGCACGUCAGUAACCUCUGCCAAAGUGGCUGUGAAUGGUGUCAACUUACAUUAUCAGCGGACUGGAGAGGGAGAGCAUGCCGUCCUGCUGCUUCCUGGAAUGUUGGGAAAUGGAGAGACUGAUUUUGGACCUCAGAUUAAGAACCUCAGUAAGAAGCUCUUCACAGUGGUUGCCUGGGAUCCUCGAGGAUAUGGACAUUCCAGACCCCCAGAUCGAGAUUUCCCACUGGACUUUUUUGAAAGGGAUGCAAAAGAUGCGGUUGAUUUGAUGAAGACCCUGAAGUUUAAGAAGGCAUCCCUGUUGGGGUGGAGCGAUGGUGGUAUUACAGCACUCAUAGCAGCUGCAAAAUACCCGUCUUACGUCAACAAGUUGGUGAUCUGGGGAGCCAAUGCCUACGUGACAGAGGAAGAUGAAACCAUUUAUCAGGGUAUCAGAGAUGUUUCUAAAUGGAGUGAGAGAACAAGAAAACCUCUAGAAACCUUACAUGGGUAUGACUACUUUGCCAAAACCUGUGAGAAGUGGGUGGAUGGUAUAAUACAAUUUCAACAUCUUCCAGAUGGGAACAUCUGCCGGCACUUGCUGCCGCUGGUUCAGUGCCCCACCUUAAUUGUGCACGGGGAAAAGGAUCCUCUGGUCCCACGUUUCCAUGCCGACUUCAUACACACACACGUGAGAGGGUCACGAUUGCAUCUGAUGCCAGAAGGCAAACACAACCUGCAUCUACGUUUUGCAAAUGAAUUCAAUAAGUUAGUAGAAGACUUCUUACAAUAAAAAUGCCCAUGAGAACUGCUGAGAGCUGGGCAUUCCUUAGUGUGGGGCUUCAGUGAAACACACCCCCGUCACAACUCACCUCACCUGCCUCCUCGCUUUCUACUUCCUGCCAGGUGCUCCCAGACGUAUAAAUAAUGACCUAUUAAAACGUCUUCUGGGGCACCUGGGUGGCUCAAGGGGUUAAAGCUCUGACUCUGGAUUUCAGCUCAGGUCAUGAUCUCAUAGUUCAUGAGUUCAAGCCCUGCAUCCUGCUCUGUGCUUGACAGCACAGCAUCUGCUUGGAAUAUCCUGCCCUACCUCCCCUCAUACUCCCAUGAAAUAUAUAAAUAAAUAAAUAAAUAAAUAAAUAAAUAAAUAAAUAAAUACAAACUUGAAGUUUUGUAGCUGUAAGGGCUACAAAAAUUAGAUAUGAUUUUUUUAACAUUAAGCUAUGAAUUCUACUAUUAGCUUAAAAAAUAAAUUCUGAUUGUGAUUUA